GCCAUGGCUGCGGGCGGACGCGCGGGUCGGGCGGCGGUUGCGGCCAUGGCGCUGAGGCGGCUCCUGCUGCGCUACUUCCCGCCGGGAAUUAUUCUGGAAUAUGUAGAAGGUGGUGAGUCAAAGACCAGAUCAAUAGAUCUGCUUGAUCUUAGACCUGACACAGAUGUUACAGCCUUAGUAGAAGAAAUCCAAAAAAAAGAACCUCUCAUCACAGCUUCCUGCUUGGAACAUGUCAUACAUCUAGUGCAAAGAUUGCAGGAGAAGCUAGGGGAAAAACAGAAUCACAAAUUCUCUCUUUUUAAGGUGCUUAGAACACACAUAUUGCCUCUGACUAAUGUUGCAUUUAACAAAUCUGGUUCUCGCUUUAUCACUGGAAGCUAUGACAGAACCUGCAAACUGUGGGAUACAGCAUCAGGAGAAGAGCUGCAUUCUCUGGAGGGACACAGAAAUGUUGUCUAUGCAAUAGCUUUCAAUAACCCCUAUGGUGACAAGAUUGCCACUGGAUCUUUUGAUAAAACCUGCAAAGUGUGGAGUACAGAAACAGGAAAAUGUUAUCAUACCUUCAGAGGACAUAGUGCAGAAAUAGUAUGUUUAUCAUUUAAUCCUCAGAGCACACUCUUGGCAACUGGAAGCAUGGAUACCACUGCCAAGUUAUGGGAUCUAGAGAAGGGAGAAGAAGUAGCCACUUUAAAUGGGCACUCAGCAGAAAUUAUUGCUCUGUCUUUCAACACCACUGGAGACAGGAUCAUCACUGGCUCCUUUGACCAUACAGUAGCAGUAUGGGAUGUUGGCACUGGCAGGUUGUUACAUACUUUAAUAGGCCACCGAGGAGAGAUUAGCAGUGCCCAGUUCAACUGGGACUGUUCUCUCAUUGUCACUGGAUCAAUGGACAAAACGUGCAUGCUGUGGGAUGCUGUGACAGGGACACACAUAGCCACGCUGGCAGGGCACAGCAAGGAGGUGCUGGAUGUGUGCUUUGACUACACCGGGCAGCGCAUUGCGACGGCCUCUGCCGAUGGGUCAGCAAGAGUCUAUAAUGCAGGAACAAAACAGUGCAUUGCAAAGCUAGAAGGACAUGAAGAUGAAAUUUCAAAGACAUCUAAAAUUUUGCUACAGCAAAACAAAAACAGUCUGAAAACUUUCCUGAGGCCCAAUGCAGGUAUCAGCAGUGACAUACAAGGUAAUCAAGAAAAUCUAGAUCUUCAUUUUAGAACUGAAAUUUAAGAGAAUAUGGCCAUGAACAAAUUUGUGCAAAGGCAUGGGCACACCCUCCCAUCUCUCCAGUGGCACAUACCAGCACCAGAGAGGUGACUAAGCCAUUUUCUCACAAUGCCUUGCUAUGAGGGAGGUGUGGAUGAACAAAAGGCAAAGGAGCAUGCCUUUGGUGUAAUAAGUACUGAACUCGGAUCAGGUUUCCUUCAUUUCAGUCAUGGGAUGCACGAUGAUCU
Passer domesticus (house sparrow) is the source of this 1448-nucleotide messenger RNA. It is a transcript of the gene DAW1, whose product is annotated as dynein assembly factor with WD repeats 1. The record is from RefSeq and is a predicted model, not a curated record. The coding region runs from base 4 to 1224 and encodes 406 amino acids. The transcript has 12 exons. NCBI's taxonomy places the organism in Eukaryota, Metazoa, Chordata, Aves, Passeriformes, Passeridae. Gene Ontology annotation, molecular function: protein binding.